Trifolium pratense (red clover) is the source of this 1961-nucleotide messenger RNA. RefSeq names its product 3-ketoacyl-CoA synthase 19. Gene Ontology annotation, molecular function: acyltransferase activity, transferring groups other than amino-acyl groups. NCBI's taxonomy places the organism in Eukaryota, Viridiplantae, Streptophyta, Magnoliopsida, Fabales, Fabaceae. The coding region runs from base 196 to 1647 and encodes 483 amino acids. The transcript has a single exon. Gene Ontology annotation, cellular component: membrane. The record is from RefSeq and is a predicted model, not a curated record. Gene Ontology annotation, biological process: fatty acid biosynthetic process.
AAGUCAAUAUAGUAUGGUCUAGUUGAUCUGGUUGUCUGUAGGGAAUACCAUGCAAGUUGUGAAAUCUAUCCAUAUACAACUUGCACACACAAAAAUAUAUGAGAGUGUAACCAUAUAUAUAUAGACACAUUUGCACUUGAAACAAAUCACAAAUAUUCUUCCCCUAAAUAAUAGUACCUUAAUUUUUUCCAAGUCAUGAAUCUCUUACAGAUUUUAUCCCUCUUUUCUAUAUUCUAUUCCAUUUUAAAACUUUUCAACUUGUUUAUUAAACGUAGAAACCAAACAUGUUACAUGUUAGCCUAUGAAUGUUUCAAACCAAAAGAAGAUACAAUACUCAACACACAUUCAUGUGCAAAAAUAGUCAUGAGAAACAAAAACCUUGGUUUAGAGGAAUAUAGAUUCCUCCUCAAAACCAUGGUUAGUUCAGGAAUAGGUGAAAACACUUAUUGUCCAAGAAAUGUUCUUGAAGGAAGAGAAACAUGUCCAACUCUUAAAGACACAUAUGAAGAAAUAGAUGAAAUAAUGUUUGAUACACUCGACAACCUUUUCAAAAGAACAUGUUUUUCUCCUUCAGAAAUAGAUAUUCUUGUUGUUAAUGUUUCAUUAUUCUCACCAGCACCUUCACUCACAGCAAGAAUAAUAAACAGAUACAAAAUGAGACGAGAUAUAAAAGUUUUCAAUCUUGCAGGAAUGGGGUGUAGUGCAAGUGUUGUAGCUAUUGAUCUUGUUCAACAACUUUUCCAAACACAUGAAAAUUCAUUAGGAAUUGUUGUUAGUACAGAAGAUCUUGGUUCUCAUUGGUAUUGUGGAAAAGACAAAAAAAUGAUGCUUUCUAACUGUCUUUUUCGUUCAGGUGGUUGUUCCAUGCUAUUCACAAACAAAACAGAGCUGAAAAACAGAGCUAUCUUGAAACUCAAACACAUGGAGAGAACACAGUAUGGUGCUGAUGAUGAAGCUUACAAUUGUUGCAUACAAGUGGAAGAUGAACAAGGUUUUGCAGGUUUUCGACUAACCAAAAGUCUUGUUAAAUCUGCUGCACAAGCUUUGACAGUAAAUUUACAGACUAUGGUUCCAAAGAUUCUCCCACUAUGGGAACUGGUACGGUUUUUCACAAUUUCCCUAACCAAAAGUAUGAAAAAAAUUCAAUUUGGAAAUUUUUUUACUGAUUCUUUUAACCACGGUAAAAUGGUUAAAAAACCGAUGUUUAAUGUGUUAGGGGGUGGAUUAAAUUUGAAAACCGGGAUCGAACAUUUUUGUGUUCAUCCCGGUGGUAGGGCUGUUAUUGAUGGGGUUGGUAAGGGUUUAAGAUUAAAUGAAUAUGAUCUCGAACCAGCUAGAAUGGCGCUUCAUCGUUGGGGUAAUACUUCUGCUGGUGGAUUAUGGUAUGUUUUAGGGUAUAUGGAAGCAAAAAAGAGGUUGAAAAAGGGUGAUAGAAUUUUGAUGAUUAGUCUUGGAGCAGGUUUUAAGUGUAAUAAUUGUGUUUGGGAAGUUAUGAAGGAUUUGUCUGAUACUAAUGUUUGGAAAGAUAGUAUUGAUAGUUAUCCUCCUCCUACACUCAAUAAUCCUUUUAAGGAAAGGUAUAAUUGGAUUAAUGAUGAAUAUCUUAGCUUUGUGAGGUUGGAUUUUAGUAGUAUGGUGUUUAAGUAAGCAAUUAGGAGGGGGAUAAUAAUCAUCAUCAUCAUACAGAAGAAAGGUAUAGCUAUAUUAGCAUGGUUAAUUAAUUACAAAAUUGUGUAUGGAGGGAAAGAAAAAAAAAAUUGAUUUGAUAAACUCAAAUUACAUAUACAAGAUUAGGAAGUUGUGUUAUGUUUACAAUUUUCUAAAAUAUUUGUUUUUAUCUAAUGUUGUUUAAAGAUAUAGUCUUGUAUUAUUUGGUUAGAAAGGGUGAAAAGCAAGUGUUCAAAACCCUAUGUAUUGUGUCAUUUAUUGAUGAAAUAAAGUUCAUGUCAUUAAUAUGUGUA